UAUUGUAAUAUAAUAUAAUUCUGGCUAAAAUAUACAAUGGAGACUAAGCGACCAAAUAUUGACCCACAAAGUGACGACGAGGCAAGAAUGAAGGUUAUUUAUGUUGAUAUCAGAAGCCUUAAGUUCAUCAAUCCUCUUAUGCAAGAGAUCAUCCCCAUUACAACCAUGAAGAAGUACACCCCUUACUACCAGAUCAACUUCAACGAGGAGCUUCUGAGCAAACUUGAAGAUGAUGUGAAGGUCACUCCUGAAAAGAUGAUCUACGCUUACUGCAACAUGCUCAUUCAUAAGGUGUGUCCCUGUGAUCAGUACCUCAAAGAGGAAACAAAGUUUAUGUACGAGAAGUCUUUGGCUAUGUUUGAGGGCUUCCGGAAAGAAAUUGAAGGCAAAGACCUGCUCGAGGCCUACUACCAGCUUGACAAGUUGCAUGACUACAUCCACCAGAUCCCACAGACGACUCGAUUCCAGUCAAAACUGCAGGAGAUGAUCGUUGAGAUCACGAAUGUGAUAUCAGCCAAUCAACAAAAGGAGAUUUUCUGCUUCGAUGUUACCGAAGAGUUCAAGUUUUCUGAUGAACAGAGCCAGCCUUUCCUCGAAGCUGCUGAGGAAGAGGAGAAUUUCGAAGAAAACAAGUACGAAGGCUACCAGAAGCUUGAAGACGAGCCUGUCAAUCAAAAACCUAUCAGAUCUUUCAAGUUUCCUAAAAAGAAGAUUGUGAACUUAAAUCCUCAAAAUAAAUUUAUAGCUCAGAGAAGAAAUGCAAAGAAGCUAGAAGCGUUCUUUGACAAAGUUUUUGCAGCUCUCUUCCCGAUCUUAACAACAAGUUGGUAUAUCUGUAGAACAUACCUGUUCCCACAUUUAGUGGCAUUAGCUUUCUACUCUGGCAAGAAGUUGGUAAAUAAGAUAAAAUCUAUGGAAUUCUGGCAAAAUGUUAAGCACAAAUGUUAUGCUUUCUUCACAAGAGUUAAGACUAUUGCGAUAGAUACAAAGGAAAUGUAUCUCCCAGAGCUGUUUGCUAGCACUAAAGCUGCAGCAAUCAAAUUUUGGAAUGAAGACUUUGAAGAAUAUGUAAAUCAUGCUCAGAUUAAACAGAUUGCCAUUAAAAUCCUUGCAAUCGUUGCUCAACUAAUUUUGUUCCUAUUCAUUCUUGUCUUGCUCUUCGGAUUUAUAUUUGACUUGAGUCCAAAGGUAGCUCCAGAGUCUGUAACUCAGCAAGUAACAACCCAAUCUGGAGAGGGUAAGACAGUAGACUACAAAUUAUUAUACAUCCAAGAGAAUGCUGAGAAGUUCUACAACCAAGUCAAAAAUCUAGAGGACCAAAAAGAUGACUACAUAAAAGAUCUCAAGCACAUCAAGACUGAGCUUGAAUGGGUCUACCAUAAACUACACAAGCGUGAAAGGAGAGGAGAAAAGCUGACUGCUUCUGACUGGAAAGAUCUUUCUCAAAGUAUUGAUAAAGCUCUGAAUAAGUAUUCUCAUGAGUAA
Molecule: messenger RNA, 1485 nt
Organism: Moneuplotes crassus
Lineage: Eukaryota; Ciliophora; Spirotrichea; Euplotida; Euplotidae
Source: the annotation of a GenBank genome assembly